Messenger RNA from Lingula anatina, 1371 nucleotides. RefSeq lists its product as uncharacterized. Lineage: Eukaryota; Metazoa; Brachiopoda; Lingulata; Lingulida; Lingulidae. The record is from RefSeq and is a predicted model, not a curated record.
AUGAAGAAGGCUUUUGGUUUAGUUUGGAGGGUACAGUCAGACGAACAAGAGCGUGCCACAGGGAAAUUUGGCAGCGGAGAGAGGAAUGAUAGAGGAGACUUACUGAUUGAAUGGGCGACAGCAAAUAACAUGAAGAUCAUGAAUACCGUCUACAAGAAGAAGAUAUCAAGAAGAUGGACAUGGCAAAGCCCAGAUGGAAGUACAAGAAACGAAAUUGAUUACAUCAUGACAAACAGACCGAACAUCUUCACGGAUGUGAAAGUGCUAAACAGACUGGAUGCGGGCAGUGACCACAGAGCAGUAAUGGGAGUGAUUAGGAUCAAUGUCAGGAAGGACAGACAGAAAUGCCUGUCAAAUCCAUCAAAGAGACCUAGUAUUGAGCAACUGGUCAUAAAGAAAGACGAGUUCCAAAUCCUCCUAAAGAACAGAUUCAGUGCACUAGAGCUAGAAGGUGAAGAUGGAGUAGAUGAAAUGAACGAUAGAAUAACGACCACCAUCCUAGAAUGUGCAUCAGAAGUCGCACCGGCCAGUAAAAUGAAGGACUCAAAGCUCUCAACAGAAACGAGUAUGUUCUUUGACUAUUUCCAGAAUAUCAACAUCAGCAUGGAAUGUCUGCUGAGAGUAGGCCUGCUGGCUUUCCUAUGCUCUUGUGCCACUGGCGUGAGCCAGCCCUCUCUUAGCGGAACCUUCCUACCGGGGACGUCGAUUCUUUACCUUGGGUGUAACACGCCCAGUCGCAACAGCAGCGCCCUCUCGUGGUUCAAAGAAGACCCGAUUGAUUACAGUCUGUCUCUGUUCACGUCAAAUCCUGACCUCGAGUUCCAGUCGGUGGCUGCUAGCGACGCUGCCUGUUAUUACUGCUACCUUGAAGGAGAUGUGGUUGAUUUUGUGUGUCUGGACGUUCCGGCCCAACAAAGUGGGGUGGUGGAAUUGUCUUACACCGGAGUCUUCGUGGAAGGAAGCACAUUUGAAUAUUUCGGCUGCAGCAAAGGAGGUAGAGACGCCAGUAACGUCCAGUGGUACGCAGUGAACCCUGGGAGCAACCAGACAUUUCACAGCCAGUUCACGCUGGCGUUCACCUCCUUGGCGCCGGGGGACACAGGGUACUAUCACUGCAUGUAUAACGGAGAGUUGGUGGACAAAGUGUUUAUUAAUGUCACACAGGCAGCUGUACCAGAAUGCACCGGCGAUAACACAGGGCAGGUAGACAAGGUGACAGAAGCGCCACCUAAGGCUCUCACUAGGGAUGAGAUAAUAUUCAUAGCAAUAGGAGCAGUGUUAUUCGUUCUCAUGCUUCUCCUGUUUAUCUGGGCAGUUUGCUGGUGCUGCGCAUGCGUGCAAAUGAAGCGGGCCACGGGGAAAAGUGAGUAA